Molecule: messenger RNA, 1671 nt
Organism: Penicillium brevicompactum
Lineage: Eukaryota; Fungi; Ascomycota; Eurotiomycetes; Eurotiales; Aspergillaceae
Product: putative C2H2 finger domain protein
Exons: 3
Coding region: 1-1671 (556 amino acids)
Source: RefSeq, a predicted model, not a curated record
AUGUCUCCCAGGACAAGCAGCGACUCUGAGCGAGUCAUUUCCCAGCCCAUGCACACAAUGGUUUCAGGAAUGUCAAAUCUUGGCUCAAGGCCACUCCAGGAUGAUGAAAUGUCAAGCCACGACAGCUCCUCAUUGUGCUCAAGUAUCCGGACAGCCCAUGGAAAUCCCCAGGACAUGAAAAACUGGACAUUGAACCACCAAGAAUCUUUUGAACAGAAGCAAGACCCGUCCGAGGUGCACAUGCUUUCUUUCUCGCUGUCUCAGCAGCUGAUGACUCCCACCGUUGGACCAAAUGAUGUGAUGUAUCCAGUGGACUUCCCAGCAGUCCCUGACAUGAAUGACCAUGAAAUGUCCCGGGAUCUCUAUAGCUCAUUCCUGGAUUUCUCUUCUGUUGAAAAUGAUGCCUGUGUCAGGAACGGCACUCCAGAUGAUGCUCUUUCUAUCGGACACAGCUCUCACACCGAUGACGGCCACUAUAUUGCCGAGUCAUGGACCCCCAUGAUGCACGGAUCCCACUACCCAGGAACCACAAUGGAGCAAUUCUCAUCCGGUCUUUACCAGACUGUCCCGGUCUCUCCCCCACUGACGGAAGCUAGUAAUGAUAUGUCUGUUACUUCUUGCUCCCACCCGGGAUUCCCCUCAUUCAUGGCCCCUGAUGAGACCAUUCUCGGAGGUGAAUUUACCACAUCGCCCAUUGGAGCCCACGGAAUCAACCCAACAGAGCCUUUGUUCCCCAGCACAUCUCUUAAUGAAAGAGAUCUGAACAGGACCAUCAGACCUUCCAAGCAGUCCCGCCGCUCAGCAUUGCCAGCGGUAUCUCAGAAGGCCGAUCCAGAGUUUUUCCCAUCUCUUCCCGUGAGAGAGCCAACCCGUCAAAAGUCCAAGGAAGGUGUUGAGGCUCGCAACCCGCGAGAGCACCAAUAUUACUCCAUGUCCACUCACAGCGACGGAAAAUACUACUGCCCAUUUGCCACUGGAGAGAAGCCAUGCAACCACCCACCCACCACGCAAAAAUGCGCUUACCAGCAAGUUCUUCCACUUAUUUUGUACCUGGACUCUCACCUGAAGCCUUACCGCUGCAAGGUGCCCGCCUGCAUCGAUGCUCAGCUGCGCUUCUCUUCCAACGCGUGUCUGUUCCGCCACGAGCGUGAAGCCCACGGAUUACAUGGCCAUGGAGAUAACCCCCACCUUUGCCUCUGGGAAGGAUGUGAGCGUGCCGUUCCCGGAAAUGGAUUCCCAAGGAGAUGGAACCUAUACGACCACAUGCGUCGUGUCCACGACUUUGCCACCUCGGAGCGUCACAGUUCCCCUGAGACCUCCCCCGGUGCCGGCCAGAUCAAGAAGAAGGAGCCAACCGGCCGUAAGAGAAGAGUCACCGGUGCCACCCCGGCCCCGACCAUGAAGCGAACCCGCUCCGUCCACUCCCAGGCUAGCUCUAUCAAGGCGGUCCAAACCUCCAUUGGCCAACGCCGUCAGAGCGCAGAGAGUGAGUACUUCAAGUGCCGCUCCCGCUUGAUGGAGCAGAUCGGUAGCAUCUCCCCGCAGGACAACGUCGCCCACGAGAAGUUGAACUCUAGCUUCCAGGAACUCUACACUCUGAGCUUGAACAUACGUCAGAUUGAGGCCAGCCAGGCCGUCAACCACGUGUCCAAUGGAUUGCCACCCGCGUGA